Messenger RNA from Bolinopsis microptera, 2502 nucleotides. Its product is annotated as rhodopsin, GQ-coupled-like. The transcript is spliced from 2 exons. Lineage: Eukaryota; Metazoa; Ctenophora; Tentaculata; Lobata; Bolinopsidae. Gene Ontology annotation, molecular function: G protein-coupled peptide receptor activity. Gene Ontology annotation, biological process: neuropeptide signaling pathway. Gene Ontology annotation, cellular component: plasma membrane. Bases 10 to 1155 code for a protein of 381 amino acids. The record is from RefSeq and is a predicted model, not a curated record.
ACUAGAGCAAUGAAAGUGGUAGACGUUUCAACGAUAGAAACAGAGCAUUUAUCUGACUAUCUGGAUGUAAACAGUAACUGGUAUACACUGUUAACAGUGUAUCACGUGCUGAUAACGAUUCUAUCUUUCUUUGGAAAUGCCGGGGUACUAUUCCUCUCGCACAGAUCCAAUGCAGUCCCAGUGGACUGUGUAUCCCUGGUCCUGGUAGAAGUGCUUGCAGCGCUACACAUCCUCCUCUCCCUCACCUCCCUAAUCUCCUCCAGUGCAACUCUCAUCGCACAACGCUGGAUACUCUCCCCACCCUGGUGUGCAAUCCAAGGCUUCAUCUCGUAUGUCUGUGUGGCAACACAGCUCUACAUUGUUUUCCUUUGCACGUGCUACAAAGUAUACGCGCUGCGCCACCCUCUAGCCUCGCCCGGGCGAGUUAUCCGCAGGUUCAUCGUUAUCUUAGUGGUAGUUAUCCUCUCUGUAAUGUUCACAUCCAUCAUGGGAGAGCACUACUACUUCUCACCUACACUCUUAUCUUGUAGACUCUCACAUGAACUAGGCUCUACAAGCUCACUGCUCGUUCUGGCUGGUUUCUUCUUCAUUCUACCUCUAAUCCUUACCAUUCUCUUCAAUAUCCUCGUGCUUGUGGACAGCGCUAAGAAGAGUGGCCGCUCAACCAGGCAGAGAGACAAUGUACGGACAAUGUUUGCAGUGUGCACGCUCAGUGCCGGGUGUUAUCUCCCCAUUAUGGUGGUUUUCAUGUACCAAACAUCGCACACAGCCGCACCCUGGGUGGUGGUCACCGCAGUGGAGAUAUUCUACAUCAGUACCUACGUGAACCCUUUCUUGUACGUGGCUAUCAGUUCAGGGUUCAGGCGGUUCUUGGUAAAAGGGCGCCGCGCGGAACAAAGCCAGGACAAUGGAGCAGGUACAGAUCCAGAGGACACGAUAACACAAGUUACUACAGCUCAGAAGAUAAGGACGAGUACUGCGGAGGAGCUGAAACCUAUCCCGACAUCACGUGGUGCGUCACGUGGUGCGUCACCAUCACCACCUCCUUUAGAGGCGCCAAAGGGAGUGUUUGCACGUGCGUACGAUCAGGCUCUUAGGAAGAGUAGUGUUGCUACUGAUUACGAGGAGAAUUGGGAGUACUAUUUCGCAUCUUAGAGAGCAAGCUUCUACUUAAUGUGAAUACUAUAAGCCAAACCAAGGCAUCAUUUAAAAUAAAAAGUACAAUCAUCACGAAGCACCCGUUAUCAGAAAACUAGAAACUCCAAAGCAAAUAACACGUGAUAUCUAACAAGACAACAACAAGUCACGUGAUAUAUAUCGUACCUCAAGAGCUGUUACAAAGCUUGUGAUCAGAUCCUCAGUUUGUCGAUGUAACAGAUCGGCCUUGUCGCUCGCCAGGGACCCCAUAGCAGCUCGGAUGCACAUGGCUACUUGGGUGAACUCUUGGGAGAUCUGUUGUAGGUCUGAUAACUUGUCCGCUGCUCGCAGUACACUCCAUCUGAGAGGUUGUGUGAUAAUUAGUUAAGUAAUUAGAUGAUUAACCAGAUGAUUUAUUAAUUAGCUUAUUUAUUUAGGAGUGAAUUUAAUUAUAAUUAAUUUACUAAUAUUUAUUACCUAGCACGAUUGAUGAUUGAUGAUUAUAAUUAUUGGGAUAUGGUUCUAGUUUGUUUUUAAAAGGUGACAAUGAUUCUGUGAUAUGAUUGGUCAAUACUAAAGUUAUCAUUGUCACGUGUCUAAAACCAAAACUGUUCAGCUUUCUCACUCACCAAACAACAUUUCUGUGCGAGUUAUGACUUAAAAUGGUAGAGUGAACUUAAAACUAGUGAUUGGAUUGACUGAUUUGAGUAGCUUAUUGAUAAACAAUUAUAUUAUUAUGUGGAUUCUUUUGGUGGUGAUGUAGAACUAAGAUUAGAAACUAUAAUUUGCAUAUUGUUGUAUAUCAAUGUAACGCGAGACUUUGAGUAAAUUGUACUGAAAUCAAUUAGUUGAUUUCCGUUACUUUUUUAGUGGGCUGACAGGAGUAAUAAUCAAGUGAUGGGCAAUUAUCACAGAAAUUGUGAGAGAUUUGUGUUGGUAUCGGAGGGGGGUUGACUUUAUAUUGCGGACCUAGUAUAGGAAGUACUGUAUUUUCUGAGUUGUACAUUUUAGGAUUAUAUCAUUUGAGAACGACAAAUGUUAGAGUUUUCCUAAUUUUACAGUGUGUCAUGUGACGACUGUGUAUAAUGAAAUUUUCCGCGCACCAUUUUGUGAGAUCAACACUUAAAAUGAGUAGAUUUAGACUUGAUGGUGCUCCUAUUCCAGCAGUAGGUUUAGCACAUAGUUUUAAAUGUAAAUUUGAGCGUUUAUAACCUCAGUUAUUUACAGGAUACAUUCCUUUUAAAACCUCGUGCUGUACAAAUAUAUGUACCUGAAUUCGGAACUGCAAGUGUCGUAUUACAGUGUAAAGUGUUGUACAUGACCAUAUGUUUAAAACGUUGCAGUAUAAUUUAAUGUUGGCAGUCC